Sporisorium graminicola is the source of this 1314-nucleotide messenger RNA. RefSeq lists its product as uncharacterized. Gene Ontology annotation, biological process: glucose metabolic process; beta-D-galactose catabolic process via UDP-galactose, Leloir pathway. The transcript has a single exon. Bases 1 to 1314 code for a protein of 437 amino acids. Gene Ontology annotation, molecular function: aldose 1-epimerase activity; carbohydrate binding. Lineage: Eukaryota; Fungi; Basidiomycota; Ustilaginomycetes; Ustilaginales; Ustilaginaceae. The record is from RefSeq and is a predicted model, not a curated record.
AUGGCCGUCGACCCGUUCAAACCCGUUGUUCUGUCCGCCGAGGGUGCCGACCUGACCGUCUCUGUGCUUCCCUACGGUCUCACCUUCCACAGCAUCUCGACCGAAGACGGCGAAGACUUCAUCGGUGGCCCUGAAGAUCCCAAAGAUCACCAGGCACACGGUCGCAGGUUCCUCAACCCCAUUAUCGGACGCUACGCCAACCGUCUGCCUGCAGGCAAGAUCGAGUACAAGUCGGCCAACGGCAAGACUACGCAGAUCGAGCUGCCAGAGUUCAGUGGGCCCGGCGUAGUGCUGCAUGGCGGCCCCGAGAGCGACAAGCAGAACAAGGUGGACAGCAUCGUGCAGCACGGACCGUUCGACAAGUGCUACUGGCAGCCGCUGGACACCAAGGACAGCCAGCUGUUUGCCGACGCCGGUUUCACAUCUACAAGCAGCCCUACGGGGAAAGAGAGCAGCAUCAUCUUUGCGAUCGAAUCGCCGGAUGGCGAUUCCGGCUACCCUGGACAGCUGCGUGUCGAGACGUUGUUGGCGGUAGUGCCAGGCUCAGGAUCAAGUCAGGAGCUGGGCAAGUCAGCAGGCAAGCUGCUCCUCCGCUACCGUGCGGCUCUGGCUAAGGACGGCGCUGUCGAGGCUACACCAUUCAACAUGACGCACCACUGGGGCUUCAACCUGUCGGCAUCGAACGAGAAGGCGGCUCAGGCGGACAAGGGCACCGUGUUUGAGCACGUCUUUCAACUCUAUGCUCCCGCAGGCAAGACCAUCUCGCACCUCGAGCUUGAUCCGGCCAUGAUUGCUACGGGAGAGCUCAGACCCACUUCCGGUCCAGCCGACUCGUUCUCCAACCCUGGCUCGCACGCAUGGGACCAGCACGGCGGCAAGCGCAUCGGCGAUGGCAUCCCUUCCGGUGGAUACGACGACUUUUACGUGUGGGGUGCCGUUGCCAGCCCCCAGUCGGACGACAUCAACAAGAUUGCCACUGAGGAGACGAAGCGUGUCCGCCUCACUUCCGAAGCGGCGGGUCGCUCGGUGACAUUCCACUCAAACCAGGCCGGUGUGCAGCUCUGGACAGCGGGCGCACAGCCCGAACACCCUGCCGACCCGGCACAGUCUGGAGGAUUGAUGAAGAAGGCGCACCGUAAAGGAGAUCUACCGGAGAGCGGUAACUUCAACGGCGCGUUCGCUGCGAUCGAGUUUGGUGGACCUCACUGCGGAUUCAUCGAGCCAAGCCUGGCUGAGCUGGGAGGCCAGGAAGAGAUUCUCGAGAAGGGUCAGGUCUACGACCACUGGGUGGUGGCCGAAGCCUGGCGAAAGUAG